GUCUGUGUAGUAGACAGUAGUAGGAGUAGCUGUUGGACUGUUGGAGAGGUCGUCAGUGAACAGUGGAUCAUCGGGGAAGUUUAAAGCAGAUAAAUGAAAAGUUUUAAAAAAAGGUAUACGUUUCCUCCCCGGAAGUUUCUUUUUUGUUGUUAAGUUGUUUUUAUAAAGGUUGAAUAUAUAGUCAAGAUGGAUAUAGACAAGUUGGAUUACAUGCGCCACUGCUCACCUCUUGGCUUGGAGUUCGGCACUUUUUCCAAGGAGCAGAUAAAAAAAUUGAGCGCGGUUAAGGUACACAGCCCGUUAACUUUUAACAUGCUGAAUCACCCGUUGCCAGGCGGAGUGUACGAUUCGGCUAUGGGCCCAGUCGAUCACAAUUCCGUUUGUACGACUUGUUCGCUAAGGCAGGUGCGCUGUCCAGGCCACAUGGGCCACAUCGAGCUCCCGCUCCCUGUCCUCAACCCGCUCUUCAUCAAGCCUGUUAUGAUGAUAAUCAAGAUAUCCUGUCUGAACUGUUACAAGAUACUGAUACCAGACGAUGUGAAGGUGUUGUUCAAGGGCCAGAUGGACCUCCUUCACAACGGCAACUUUAUCGAAGCGCAGGAGCUUGAGACACGCUUCUCCAAUUAUAAAGUCGACAAGGCCAGUAUGAUAUUGAACAUCGACACGAUCGGUUUGGUCAAAUACGUUGAAUCGGUUUUGGCCGAAGGCCCGGUGAAAAGCUGCGAGUGGAAAGGCGACAACGAUCUGAAAAAUAUCUAUAUUAAAAAUGUCCUUUCGCACAUUAUCAAAUCGUCGUUUUGUGCAUUUUGCAAAUCCCCUAUUAAAAAAGUGACGAUCCUUCAGAACAAAAUUCUCCUCCCAUCUAAGCUGAACACGGCGGAAAAGUUCAACAAAUCGAAGAAGAGAAAGUCAAUUAAUGAAACGAUUCCAUCGGCCGGUGGAUUCACUCAAGUCAUGCCUACUGAAUCGAAAACGUGGCUUGGCAAAAUUUACGAUAAAGAAAAACUGUUUUUAGAUGCACUUCUUCCCAUCCUUAAAGCGUCAGUUGAGGUGAACCCUAUCGACACUUUAUACCUUGAAAUACUCCCUGUUACGCCGAACAAUGCCAGGCCUGUUAAUUUUGUAAACAAUUCUAUAGUCGAACAUCCGCAGAAUUCAAUUUACAAAAAUAUCCUACUCGAUUGUAUAACGCUGAGGCUUUUGAUUUACAUGAUAAACAACAAACUGAACCCUGAAGAUAUACAAGAAGAGGAGAAGGUGAAACUCAUAAAAGGGAUAAGAGGAACGACAUAUGAGCAGAAGCUCCAGCAUAGUUGGACCGCUUUACAAGACAACGUGAACUGUCUAUUGGACAUCGAUCUGAAGAAACAGAGGAACCCUGAUGGCCUAGGCCUGAAGCAGAUCAUAGAAAAGAAAGAAGGAAUAAUACGCAUGAACAUCAUGGGAAAGCGUGUGAAUUACGCAGCGCGUACUGUCAUCACGCCCGAUCCUAAUUUGAACGUCGAUGAAAUCGGAGUGCCAGAAGCUUUUGCUAAGAAGCUCACAUUUCCAGUGCCUGUGACGGCCUGGAAUGUCUCUGACCUGAGAAAGUUAGUUUUAAACGGGCCUGAAAUACACCCCGGGGCGAAUUUUAUAGAAAAAGAAGAUGGUACUAUAUUAAAGUUGUGUCCUUUUGAUCUUACACAGAGGGAAAGUAUUGCCAAGCGGUUGUUGACCCCAGGGGACGUUCACGGUGUUAAAAUAUUACACAGGCAUUUGAUAAAUGGUGAUAUAUUGUUGUUGAACAGGCAGCCGACGCUUCACAGGCCUUCUAUAAUGGCCCAUAAAGCCAGGGUGUUGAAAGGUGAAAUGACAUUCCGCCUUCACUAUGCCAAUUGCAAAUCUUACAACGCAGAUUUUGACGGUGAUGAAAUGAACGCACAUUUCCCGCAGAAUGAAGUCGCAAGGAGCGAAGGGUACAAUUUGGUAAACGCGUGUAAACAGUAUUUAGUGCCGAAGGACGGAACACCUUUGAGCGGUCUGAUUCAGGAUCAUAUGGUAUCAGGCGUACGGCUUACGACCCGGGGACGGUUUUUCAACAGAGAACAGUAUAUGCAGUUGGCUUUUCAAGGGUUGAGUUAUCUCCAGGGCGAUAUAAAAACACUUCCGCCUUGCAUAAUGAAACCCCAACGACUCUGGUCCGGCAAACAGAUCAUAUCGACUAUCAUAAUCAAUGUCAUCCCAAAAACGAACACUGGUAUCAAUUUAGCUUCAAAAUCUAAAAUACCAUCUAAAGCCUGGGGCAAGGGGGAAAAUAAAAAAUCAGGUAUGAUGUUCAAAGACGACUUUAUGUCUGAGGCUGAAGUGAUUAUAAGACACGGUGAACUACUUUGUGGUGUUUUGGACAAGAUGCAUUACGGAGCGACGCCAUAUUCUCUUGUGCAUUGCACAUAUGAGUUAUACGGGGGUGAAAUCGCGACACGUCUUUUGAGCUCCUUCGCAAAACUUUUCACAGCGUUUCUUCAAAUUGAAGGCUUCACAUUAGGCGUCAAAGACAUAUUAGUCGUAAAAGACGCUGACAAAAAGAGAUCAGAGAUUAUAAAAAACGCCAGGAAAAUUGGUAAUGAAAUUGUCACCCAGACUGUUGAUGUACCGCCCGGUGCUUGUAUUCAGGAGGUUCUGAACGAGUCUCAUAGAAAAGAUCCGAUGUUCAGGACCAUCUUGGACCACCAGUAUAAAAAAUCGCUCGACUCUGUUACAAACGACAUCAACAAGGUUUGCCUCCCAGCAGGCCUUCUACGGCCCUUUCCAGGCAACAAUUUACAGCUGAUGGUGCAGUCCGGCGCAAAAGGAUCAACCGUCAAUACUAUGCAGAUAUCAUGCUUGUUGGGUCAGAUCGAGCUGGAAGGUAAAAGGCCGCCGUUGAUGGCAUCGGGAAAAUCGCUACCGAGCUUUCCGCCUUAUGAUACUUCACCUCGAGCUGGAGGCUUCGUCGAUGGGCGUUUCAUGACUGGAAUCAAGCCUCAGGAGUUUUUUUUCCAUUGCAUGGCCGGGCGUGAAGGUCUUAUCGAUACUGCCGUCAAAACCAGCAGAUCAGGCUACCUACAAAGAUGUCUUGUGAAACAUCUAGAAGGUUUAACUGUCGGAUAUGAUAUGACUGUUAGAGAUUCAGAUGGAUCGGUGAUUCAGUUCCUCUACGGCGAAGACGGUUUGGAAGUGACCAAGUGCCAGUUUCUAAACGAACACCAGAUUCCGUUUCUCGCAAACAACUUAAAUUCGGUGUACGAUUCGAGUUUGAUAGAACAGCUCAAAUCGGCAUCAAAUAUGAAGGGAAUCAAGUCCCUCACGAAGUCCAACCAGAAAUACAGAAAAAGAGCUGGGCUCAAGAGGUCAAGCCCUUUUUCCAUUUUUUCGGAAAAGGAAGGUAACUUGAGUAUAACUGGGUACAACCCAUCUACCGGAAGGAGCAAAGCAUCCGAAGAGUUGAUGAAACGCUGGAAUAUCAUGCCUGAAGAUGAAAGACACAAGUAUAAAAAGCUUCACAAGUUAAAACCGGAUCCUGUCAAUUCAAAAUUCCAAGCUGAUAGACAUUUCGGUUCCAUCACAGAAAAAUUGGACGUUAUUAUCGAAAACUACUUACAAACUAACAAAUCGGUCGAUGAGAAUAUUUUGAAGGAAAUGAUGUAUUUCAAGUCUCAAACUUCACUGUGUGCUCCAGGCGAGCCUGUCGGACUACUCGCCGCCCAGAGUAUCGGCGAACCUUCGACACAGAUGACACUCAACACUUUUCACUUUGCUGGAAGGGGAGAAAUGAACGUUACACUCGGGAUCCCUAGGUUGAGGGAAAUCCUGAUGAUAGCGUCGAAAUCGAUUAAAACGCCUUCUAUGGAAGUCCCGUUCAAACGCGACAUCCCAAAGAUUGAGAAAAAAAUUGAACACCUGAGGAAAAAACUUACGAAAGUGACAAUGGCGGACGUACUGGAAAAGGCGGAUAUUAAAGAAUGGAUCAUUGCAAAGGGACAAAGGAGUAAGAUCUUCCUAAUUACACUGCACUUUCUUCCUGAAGAAGCUUACUCCAAGAACACCUCUCUAUCGCCGAUGCAAAUUUUAAAAUUUGUCGAGAGGAAAUUCCUCAAAGAUUUCCUCACGUACUUGAGAAUAAAAGGUCGAAAGGCAAGGGAGCUGAUUAAUUCCGAGUUCAUGGAGAAUUUGGACAAAGAGGCCGAAGAGGGCGAAGACGACCCGGAAGAAGGAGGCAAAGUGAAAAAGAAGAAACUCGCCGGUACCGGGGACAAUUAUCAGUCAUCGGACGACGAACCGGAAAACGACGAUGACGAUGCCACAGCAGAUAAGAGGCGAGCUAGGCAAAAUGAAGAACAGCAGUAUUCCGAUUUGGAAGAUGAAGAUGAAGACGUCAGGGCUGAAGUUGAAGGUGUGAAAAAAGAAAACAGAGAAUUGGUAGAAGAUGAAGACGAAAAGGAUAAAACUGAAAAUAAGUCCAUCAAUAAGAGUAUAAGGAAAUCAAUUAUAGCCGAUGACAACAUUGUUGAAUAUAAAUACGACUUGACUAAAGGUGAAUGGUGUGAAGUCAAGAUCGCGUUUCCACUUUCCUCCAGUCAAAAAGACAUUGCAAGAAAGCUCAAAGAAUUUGCAAGCCUUUCUGUUAUCACCCAAGUGCCGGGAAUCAAGAGGGCGUUUACUUCGAAGACCCCUGAAGGCGAGCUCAUGCUUAAGACUGACGGGCAGAAUCUGCGUGAAAUUUACAACUACUCAAAUAUAUUAGAUCUUAAUAGGUUAUACUCCAACGACAUACAUGCCAUCGCUGAGACUUACGGGAUCGAAGCAGCCGCGAAAGUGAUCGUAAAAGAGGUUCAAAACGUGUUCAAAGUUUACGGGAUCACCGUCGACCCGAGACAUCUAACCCUGGUCGCCGACUACAUGACGUUCCACGGCGUCUACAGGCCGCUGAACCGUGUCGGGUUCGAAGGCAGCGCCUCGCCUCUGCAGCAGAUGUCAUUUGAAUCGUCCUUGGGCUUCCUCAGGACAGCGGUUAUAAGGGCGCAGACCGACGACCUCCGCUCACCCUCGUCAAGACUCAUGCUAGGCCAGCCUGUCAAAGUGGGCACGGCCUGUUUUAGCCUCCUCUACUCCCUUAACAUCUGAUUUGUUAUUUCUUUAAUACAUGUAAAUAUAUAUUUUUAAAAUUUUUAAACGCAUUUUUUGUUUUUUUAAUGUCACAAAGGGAAAUUUUUUUAAAGGAUAUGUAUUAAAAAAAUUGUAA
Cimex lectularius (bed bug) is the source of this 5260-nucleotide messenger RNA. It is a transcript of the gene RpI1, whose product is annotated as DNA-directed RNA polymerase I subunit RPA1. Lineage: Eukaryota; Metazoa; Arthropoda; Insecta; Hemiptera; Cimicidae. The coding region runs from base 187 to 5142 and encodes 1651 amino acids. The record is from RefSeq and is a predicted model, not a curated record. Gene Ontology annotation, cellular component: RNA polymerase I complex. Gene Ontology annotation, biological process: DNA-templated transcription. Gene Ontology annotation, molecular function: DNA binding; DNA-directed RNA polymerase activity. The transcript has 12 exons.